This is a messenger RNA of Megalops cyprinoides (Indo-Pacific tarpon), 2039 nucleotides long. RefSeq names its product MAPK activated protein kinase 3 (gene mapkapk3). Lineage: Eukaryota; Metazoa; Chordata; Actinopteri; Elopiformes; Megalopidae. Gene Ontology annotation, molecular function: calcium/calmodulin-dependent protein kinase activity; calmodulin binding; ATP binding. The transcript has 10 exons. The record is from RefSeq and is a predicted model, not a curated record. Gene Ontology annotation, biological process: peptidyl-serine phosphorylation; intracellular signal transduction; response to cytokine. Bases 738 to 1946 code for a protein of 402 amino acids. Gene Ontology annotation, cellular component: cytoplasm; nucleus.
GAAGGUGGCGAGAAGAAGAGACCACGGUGCAGCACUGUCCGGUCUAUGCUCGCAAUAUGACUACAGACUUUUGAAUGGGAAUUUAUUUACUUUUUCUGUCUGGACAUGAAGAAUUGAAUUAAUAAUUGCAAUUCUUUAUGCUGAGUUUAAAUUGAUUUGGCAGCUAGAAUUACUAGCGUCAUUAUUCUUAGUAAUGAUUAAGUCGCUGCUAAUCUUUUUGCUAUAAGAGCAGUUUAUGCAAACAAUAUGUUAGCAUACAUAAGUGUUUAAAUUAAAACUUUUAUACUUGAAAGUGAUGGGCAGUUUUUAUUAUCUGUAAAAUUGUAGCCUAUUUACAGCUACGUCAAUAAAGUAAGUUCACGGUUAUAACAUUUUACUUAAGAUUUCCUUCGAUUCAGAUCAGUUGUGUUUACCAUAGGGUGAUAGGAUGUGAAAUAAUAGUUUAAGAACAUUCUGAACUACCGUAAGAGGAAAGUUGAUUCACAUGUAAGACAAAGAGGUGGUAACAGAACUUCAGUUCUAGCUGCCGGUGAAAAGCGGUAAAGAGUAAGAGAAGGGGAUUGUGUGCGCCUGUCGACAACGUGCACUGGACUUUUUUAUUUCCACUUUUCAGUGGCUUUAUUUUUUGGACGGGUAACAAUUAUUUUACAACAAGGGCUCCUCGAGUCUCCGCUUUUUAUUCGAGUGGGAGUAUACAGGUUGCUGUGGGGUCGGUAAUAUAGUGGACCAGGGCGAACAUGCACCAAAAUGGUAACGAAAAGGAGAAAGAGUCCGAGGCGCCGAAGGAACCAGCCGAUUCUCAGCAGGCGGCGAGUGACAGCGCCGCUGACAACUCGGACCGUGACAGCAGCCCCACGCACUUUCCGAUGCCGGGGUGUGCUAAGCCAGAGUUCAAGCGCAAUGCUGUGACGGACGACUACAAGAUCUCAAGUCAAGUACUGGGUCUGGGCAUCAACGGCAAAGUGCUGGAAUGUUACAAUAAGAAGACUGGGGAGAAAUGCGCCCUGAAGAUUCUGUAUGACAGCCCUAAGGCACGUCGGGAGGUGGAGCUUCACUGGCGAGUAUCAGGGGGGCCCUACAUUGUGCGAAUCCUCAACCUCUAUGAGAACAUGUACCAUGGGAAGAAGUGCCUACUCAUCAUCAUGGAGUGUAUGGAGGGGGGAGAGCUCUUCAGCCGUAUUCAAGUACGUGGAGACCAGGCCUUCACAGAGAGAGAGGGGGCGGAAAUCAUGCGUGACAUUGGGACAGCCAUAGAGUACCUCCACAACAUGAACAUCGCUCACAGAGACAUCAAGCCAGAGAACCUGCUGUAUACCACCAAGGAGGCUAACUGUGUCCUCAAGCUGACGGACUUUGGCUUUGCCAAGGAGACCACACUACACAACCCCCUGCAGACACCCUGCUAUACCCCAUAUUACGUAGCCCCUGAGGUGCUGGGCCCUGAGAAGUAUGACAAGUCAUGUGACAUGUGGUCUCUGGGCGUGAUCAUGUACAUCCUGCUGUGUGGCUUCCCACCAUUCUACUCCAACACAGGCCAGGCGAUCUCCCCCGGGAUGAAACGGCGCAUUAGGAACGGCCAGUACGAGUUUCCCAACCCUGAGUGGGCUGACGUAUCUGAGGAAGCUAAACAGCUUAUCCAUCAGCUGCUGAAGACUGACCCCAAUGAGAGAAUGACCAUCACCAAAUUCAUGAACCAUCCCUGGAUCAAUCAGGCAAUGGUGGUGCCUCCAACUCCGCUCCACACCACACGCGUUCUAACAGAGGACAGGGAGCUGUGGGAUGAUGUGAAGGAGGAAAUGACUAGUGCACUGGCCACCAUGCGUGUGGACUACGACCAGGUUAAAAUCAAAGACCUGGACACCUCCAGCAACCCCCUGCUCAACAAGAGACGCAAAAAGGCAGCUGCCGGAGGAAAAGGCGGAGGCAACGUGUGUAACAACCAGUGAGAGACUGGCAACAAGGCGAGGGAAAGGGGAAUGGCAUUAAGUGUUAGUGCAGAAGGAAAUUACUCGGGGAGCGGAGUGUACCACCGAAGGGGG